AUGGAACAACCCCCUGGUUUCAUUAGUCAUCAAUUUCCAAACCAUGUGUGCAAGUUAAACAAAGCCUUAUAUGGUCUCAAACAAGCACCGCGUGCUUGGUUUCAUCGGUUGAGCACCUUCUUAAUAGGUGAAGGGUUCUCUUGCAGUCGUGCAGACCCAUCCUUGUUCAUUUUAAAACGGGACUCAUGUAUCAUGUAUUUGUUGGUAUAUGUGGACGAUUCAAUCCUCACAGGUAACAAUGAGCUUAUGGUCAAGUCAUUCAUUGCUCGGUUAAACAAGGAGUUUGUUAUUAAAGAUUUGGGGAAGCUGAAUUACUUUCUUGGGCUUGACGUCACUUACACCAAUGGUGGUCUUUUUCUUAAUCAGUCCAAAUAUGCUAGAGAAAUCUUGGAUCGUGCGCACAUGAUAGAUGCAAAACCAGCUCCCACACCAUUGUCAACAAAUGUCUCAUUUUCUACCACCGGAGAGCCGUAUUCUGAUCCAACUCACUACCGUUCUAUUGUCGGUGCCUUGCAAUACUUAACAAUCACCCGACCUGACAUCUCUUAUGCUGUCAAUCAAGUGAGUCAAUUUCUUCACAAGCCAACAGUUCAUCAUUUUCAGGAGGUGAAACGUAUUCUUCGAUACAUUAAAGGCACAUUGACUUUUGGUCUCACUUUUUCUAAGCCAUCCAUGCCAUCUCUACUUGGUUAUUCAGAUGCUGACUGGGCUCGAUGUCUUGAGACUCGGCGCUCCACAUAUGGCUACUCGAUCUUUUUUGGUGGUAAUCUUGUCUCUUGGAGUGCAAAGAAGCAACCCACAGUGUCUCGGUCUAGUUGUGAAUCUGAAUAUCGUGCAAUGGCUAAUACAACAGCUGAAAUUAUUUGGAUCACGCACCUUCUUUGUGAAUUACAUGCACUACCUCCAACACGGCCAACCAUUUUAUGUGACAAUCGUAGUGCGUUGUUUCUCACUCAAAACCCAAUUUCACAUAAGAGGGUCAAGCAUAUUGAGUUGGAUUAUCAUUUUAUACGUAAGCUUGUUGCUUCGGGGAAGCUUCACACUCACUUCAUUCCUACCAAGCUUCAAGUGGCGGACAUAUUUACGAAGAGUCUUCCUAAACCUCAGUUUGAGUUUUUCCUAGAAGCCACCAAGGCACCAACAUGUAUAAAAAAACCAACAUGUAUAAAAAGACUAAUAUUAUAG
Erigeron canadensis is the source of this 1185-nucleotide messenger RNA. RefSeq lists its product as uncharacterized. The coding region runs from base 1 to 1185 and encodes 394 amino acids. The transcript has a single exon. NCBI's taxonomy places the organism in Eukaryota, Viridiplantae, Streptophyta, Magnoliopsida, Asterales, Asteraceae. The record is from RefSeq and is a predicted model, not a curated record.